UUGCUGCUCUGAUCUCGUUAGCUCUGGUAGCCCGUGAGCUAGCGGUGUGUGUGUGUGUGGUGAGUCUACCCGCAGUACGCGCAGCGGAGGCCGGCGGCAGCAGCGCUCCAGCCUGCUCAACCUGAACGCAAAUAAGAAAGCAAGAUGAAUGUCGGUGUGGCGCACAGCGAAGUGAACCCGAACACUCGAGUGAUGAACAGUCGGGGAAUAUGGUUGACGUACGCACUUGGUGUGGGAAUGCUUCACAUUGUACUGUUAAGCAUUCCUUUCUUCAGUGUUCCUGUUGUGUGGACCCUCACAAAUGUUAUUCACAAUUUCGGUAUGUAUGUGUUUAUGCAUGCUGUUAAGGGCACACCGUUUGAAACUCCAGACCAGGGCAAGGCGAGACUCCUCACACAUUGGGAACAGCUGGACUAUGGUGUGCAGUUCACAUCAUCCAGAAAAUUCUUUACAAUCUCACCAAUCAUUUUAUAUUUCCUUGCCAGCUUUUACACGAAAUACGACCCAGCUCAUUUUGUGAUAAACACAGCUUCCCUUUUGACUGUUCUCAUCCCAAAACUGCCACAACUUCAUGGCGUCAGGAUUUUUGGAAUAAACAAGUAUUAAAAGCCAGUAUUCAGAAGGCACAGAUCGACACCGUUGCCUGAUAUGGGAAAGAUGAUAACCCUUUGUACUUUGUACCGCGGUUGUGUACAUUUAGUAGUUUUGUACAGUGUGUGUAAUUGUGAGUCGUCUUGUUUGAUAUAUUUUGACAAAACCAUUGUAGGGAUAUGUUAGGAGGACAAUUCCACAAGCAUUAUUAAUUUAAGGUAUUUAAUAUUUGUUAGAUGUUUUGUGUGCCUUGUGGAUCUGGGCUGGCCCAGGUUAUUUUUAGGUUUUUGUGUGUUUUGUUUAUUUGAUACACUAAAAUGAAUGCUUUUAGUGUCAUUUCUAAAUGCAUUCUUUAAUGAUGCCAUAUACUGAGAACAAUGUGUUUUUAAAUCAUUUAAAUGCCAUCAACCGUUUGGUGGUUCUUGAGUUUUGCUGUUGUUAUCAUAGACAAAUAAAAAGUCAAUUUGCAUGAAAGAUUUCUGUUUAGUCACAAUAUUCUGUAUAGGUUUAUAUUUAGGUUAAUGCAAAAGUUAAAGGUGACCAUGAAAAUUCAUUAACAAAACUUUAAUGUUUAGGUUAAGUAUUUUUACAUAUUCACUACAGUCAACAUAAAAUAAAAAUUGACCCUAUUUUACAUGUACUUUACAUGUUAUUGGUCUAAUUAUGCACACUUCAUGUGUAAAUUUAAAGUAUUCUUUAAUCAAGUUGUGUUAUCCUAGCCGUCGAUAAAGUCCUAACUCUAAAAUACGUCACAUUUUGGAAAUGGAUUGUAAAUGCUAUUUCAUGUUGACUUUAAACACCACCAUUUAUUAUACUGUGAAACUGAAUCUUUACCAGUCAUGUCCAUAAACUGUCUGGUUUCUUUGAUCUCAACUCAAAUUGAAAAACUGUAACAGCCCAUUUUAACAUCCGUACCCUUCCACUGUUUUAAUUUUAUUUUAUUUUAUUUUUUUUUGACAAAAACCUCCAAAGGUUGAAUUGUGCCAAUUGUUUGUGUUUUAAGAGGUAUGGACAUAGUAUGUUAUGUGCUGUAUGACAUGCUGCAAGCAAAUAAACUUUGCAAAGUAUCUUAAA
This is a messenger RNA of Paramisgurnus dabryanus, 1665 nucleotides long. It is a transcript of the gene ormdl1, whose product is annotated as ORMDL sphingolipid biosynthesis regulator 1. Gene Ontology annotation, cellular component: endoplasmic reticulum membrane. NCBI's taxonomy places the organism in Eukaryota, Metazoa, Chordata, Actinopteri, Cypriniformes, Cobitidae. The record is from RefSeq and is a predicted model, not a curated record.